Williopsis jadinii is the source of this 1918-nucleotide messenger RNA. Its product is annotated as MFS general substrate transporter. The transcript has a single exon. Gene Ontology annotation, cellular component: membrane. The coding region runs from base 194 to 1558 and encodes 454 amino acids. Gene Ontology annotation, molecular function: transmembrane transporter activity. The record is from RefSeq and is a predicted model, not a curated record. Lineage: Eukaryota; Fungi; Ascomycota; Saccharomycetes; Phaffomycetales; Wickerhamomycetaceae. Gene Ontology annotation, biological process: transmembrane transport.
GGAGUCCCUGUCAUCUAGCAGUGAUUAUCACAUCUUCAAGGACCCAGAAAAUGUCGAAUACUACACAGGCAUUUAUGAAAGGGCAAAGUACGAGUGUCGUCACUUGUUCGACCCUGGAUUUGUUUGGAGUGCUAAAGAAGAACGCAAAGUCAUUUGGAAAUGUGAUUGGAGAGUUACCUUUUGGGCUUACAUCAUGUUCACCGCAUUGGACUUUGAUAGGGCUAACAUAGCUCAGGCUCUAAGUGAUAAUUUGCUUGACGAUUUGGGACUAACCACAAAUGACUACAACAACGCCAAUACCAUCAACUUGGUGUGUUUUCUAAGUGCAGAGCUGCCAUCUCAGCUGAUCUCUAAGAAAAUCGGUGCUGAUUUAUGGAUUCCAACUCAACUGUGCCUGUGGAGUAUAGUUUCCAUAUCUCAAGCUGCCAUAACAAAUAAAGCUGGGUUCUACGUCACCAGAGCCUUGAUUGGGUUGUUCCAAGGAGGGUUUAUCUGUGAUACUUGUCUGUGGAUGUCUUAUUUUUACAAGACCUCUGAGAUGCCAAUGAGACUCUCGCUGUUCUACAUUGCAAACCCUCUGACAAACAUCAUGAGUGCACUUUUAGGCUUUGCCCUCAUAAGAAUUAAUACUGGUUUGCUUCCACAUGGCUGGCAGUGGGUUUUCCUCCUGGAGGGUAUCUUUACUCUGCUUGUUGGCAUCUUGAGCUAUUUCAUGAUGCCUGCUUCUGCAGCGCAGACAAAGACAUGGUACAGGAAGAAUGGAUGGUUUACUGACCGCGAGGAAAAGAUCGUUGUCAAUAGAGUGCUGAGAGAUGACCCUACAAAGGGUGACAUGAAUAACAGACAACCUGUGAGUUUGAAAGAGUUGGUCUUGUCCCUAACCGAUUUUGAUCUUUUGCCUAUCUACGCUGUAAGAUUUCUUGGUGAUUUGAUGACCGCACCGGUAUCCAGUUACCUCACUUUAACUCUUCGCCAGUUGGGAUUCUCCAAGUUUGAUACAAACUUGUUGACUAUACCUGCAAAUGUACUGUGUAUCGUCACAAUGAUCAUCACCGGUUGGCUCAGUGAAAGGCUACAAACCCGUGCGUUGAUUCUUGCAUUUACAGCCACUUGGUGUGCAGCUUGUCUUAUACCCUUGAGGUUCUGGCCAGGCACCCAGGUUGACGUUUGGCCAACAUAUGUUCUUCUCACAAUCUUACUUGGACGAGCUCCCUUUUGGCCGCUCUCGAUCUCAUGGUGCUCUGCCAAUUCCAACUCUGUGCGUGCCAGGGCUGUAAGUGCAGCCCUUGUCAACAUGUUUUCACAGGCCGCGAGUGUUGUAGGGUCAAACGUGUACAGAGAUGAUGAUAGACCGUUAUACCAUAGAGGAAACAGCUGGCUUGUUGGGGUUAGCAUUGCAGCAGUUUUGAUGUGCUUGGCUACAAGACAGUAUUACAUCUGGAGAAACCGCCAAAAGGCACGUAAGUGGGAUCAACUGACACCAGAGGAGCAACAGAUAUACCGCAAUACUUCAAGAGACGUUGGUAACAGGAGACUUGAUUUCCAAUUUAUUUAUUAACAUUAACUCAUAGCAUUGCUUUCUUUUCUUUCCGAGGUAAGAUACUGUAACACUUCACUUAGCUCUUAUGUAUAUGUGCCUGUAUACCUAACGUUACAACUGUCCCCCGAUGUAUUGCCCUGUGACAAAAGAGGCCAGCCAUCCGAGGAAUUGAGGGAAGUAGACUGCAUCCAAAAGACCUGGACCUGGACAGACUCCUAGUAGACCCCAUCCCAAACCGAAGAUGGCGUUACCAAUGACAAAUUUCGUAGGGAUCUCUGUCGAGUUUGCGCAGUGGAACUCAUCCUCCAACAAAGGCUUGUCAAUCUUCUUCCACACAAAGAUGUUCGGCAGCACUGCAAACACCAUAAUCAGCAUCAA